AUGAACCCGGCAGAGAAUAUUGGUGCAAUUGUGAAAGAUAAAGUUGAAGAACUGAUGGCAGCGGAAGAUCGUGAAGACAGAUACAAUUAUGAUAUUCUGAAAACCAAUCUUGAGAUGGUGCUUCAAGAUCUUGAAGAUGACAUCGAUCUUUUCGUUGAUUUGUUGUGCUCAAUGAGAAAAAGAUUUGAUGCUCUCAAAGCUGCUCGAGGAGGUCAUACCAAUUUUUAA
Molecule: messenger RNA, 228 nt
Organism: Didymodactylos carnosus
Lineage: Eukaryota; Metazoa; Rotifera; Eurotatoria; Philodinida; Philodinidae
Source: the annotation of a GenBank genome assembly